Porites evermanni is the source of this 2908-nucleotide messenger RNA. The record is from the annotation of a GenBank genome assembly. NCBI's taxonomy places the organism in Eukaryota, Metazoa, Cnidaria, Anthozoa, Scleractinia, Poritidae.
AUGAUAUCUUUUACUAGAGCAGUUCACCUCUUACCGAUCUUUUUUGCUAUGUUGAUCGUCGUCACAAUUCUUACCCCAUAUAUCAUAGCGGUAUCGUUGGAUCAUGUCUACCCGUUUUUGCCGUGCAUAAGUAAAACGGCAGGAUUUGAGCCAGAGGGAUCAAUUUUUGGUUUUCUGAUGUUUUUAGUGGCGUUGAUCGGACUGUUGACGAUCUUUGCUCGAUAUCUUCAACUCAAGGGAUUCAGUCAACAAGCCGGUUUUGAGGCGAAUGUUUUACACAAGGUGAAAUGGUUCAACACAAUUUCCCUGCUAUCUGGUGUUUCAUGUAUCCUUGGCGUUGUUUUGGUGGCAAAUUUUCGUUCUUCUGUACCACAAGUGAGUUCCACGGCUUUCAGAUAAUCUAAUGUCUUGCUGGUGUAUGUACUGUCCCUUAUUCGGGUCUUGAACUCGUUAAUUUGCAGCAUACUGAAGAAUAAUUGACAUAGCAGAAAAAUUUCACGUAAUAUAUCAAACAUGAGAUGCAGUGUUUCAUCUGGUGAUGAAACACUGUGUCGAAUGUUUGAUAUUUCUUCUCAAACAAAAUCAUUUUUGAAGGAGAAAUUAAGGAUGCAAAUACUAAGCAGUGUUUCAUCCGAUUUUCAAACACUCAUUAAACAUUAAUUUCCUUUGUAUUUUCUUAAUGAAUUAUUAAUGAGUUUGAGAAGGACAUAUACCAAUAUAUGGAUAGUUUCACUCUUGUUGUCCGAGCGGUGAUAGGAUAUUUAAUAUACAGUAAAAACCCACGUAUUAGAACCUAGAUUUUUCCAACUUAGCCAAAAUAGUUUGUUAUAGAAAUGGUAUUUAGUGGGAUUUUAGGCUGGUUAGGUUCUUAAAUAGGUUCUUAAUUUGAAAGGGGCACCAUCGAUCAGCACAGAUAACUUCUACAGGGCAUAUGUGAUAUGGAAUAUGUUGCUGUAUCAAAUAAUUAUCUAGCAUACAGUUUAGAUGAUAACCAUGCAGUAAUUUUAUCUUUCCAAAGUACUAGCACGAAAGUCUUUCACGCUGCAGUGUCCAUAAAAUGCUGUGUUACAUUUUGAAUCUUACUGACUGAAACCAAGACUUAAUUUUCUUUUUUCCGGGUGUAUUUUCAUCUCUGCCUUCAUUUUUGUGAAAUGAGAACCUACUGAAAAUCUUAGGCUAAAAAGUUUUUUAUGAAAAGGGGGGUUUAAAAUAAAAAUUUUUGCCUAACGGGUUCUUAAAUUUUAGGUUCCUAUAUGUGGGUUUUUAUACUGUAUAGCAUAUCUUCAGCAUUCAAUCGAUCUUUUUACUCGAAUUUGCAUGAAAUGGCCAGAUUUUGUUGUUUUAUGCCGGAAAAAGCAUAUUUUUCCCAAAAAAGAAAAAAAAAACUUGGCAAUUUGCUUAACCCAUUCGCCCUCAGGGAAUUUUGCCGAGAAACGUGUUUGCAAGCUUGUCGAGCGGUUUCCAGGCUGGUCACUACCUAGCUAUGAAGAACUAAAACUUACCACAAAGCCGUUUACAAGUCGGACGCGUCGCAACCUUCUAACCCAAUGGCGGUUCGGGGGCGAAUAGGUUAAGACAAAAAGAAAUAAGGAAACAAAACAAAAAAAGAAAUAACGAAGUGAAAUCGCAAUUUUUUUUUCACACAAGAUCUAUGUAUCUCCAUAUUACUGGGCAACAAUUUUGUUUGCACAUACAUGUACACGUCCCCUCUGCCUUUAUGGUGUUUUUUUCUUAAAAUUUUUUUUGGCUGUCCCUGGAACAAAAAUAUCAAAUGGCUUAAAUGUCUGCUCAGCAUACAUCAAUGUGAUACUCAAUUUGGAAUUUAGGGACCGGUCAUAAUUUGUCCCCCCCGGGGGAGGGGGACGAGGAGUUUGGGGGGAAUCACACGGUUUUCAAAAGAACAAGGGGGAAGGGUCAGCCCUAAUUGACAGGCACUAAGUGGGGACCAGGAAAAAAAAGGAGAAACUGAAUUAUCUGAGGCGGUGGGAUCAAUUUAUAACUUUUUCGUUGAUCUUGUUCAGACACGAACUAUGAUACAGGAGAUAUAGCGCCUGGAGAGAAUUAAUUGUUUUUAACCUUUCUCCCGGGAGGGACUGAUCUUGGACAAUUAAUACUCCAAAGAACCGAAAAUGUUUGGAAAUAACAGGGGAUAAUUUGUUAUUUCGUUGCUGAAAUAGCUAAAAUGAACUACGUGAACUGAUGUUACUCACUACUUAAAAAAUGGGUUAUCGCUGACAGUCACAAUUCUUUCCUCUUUUUCUGUCGAUUGUCGAUCGGUGCUCGACUGAGCCGAGGAACUUUACUAUCUGAACGGCCUGUAACAAGCUAAUUCGGUAAUAAUGAGGUGUCCUUAUCACUGAAGCUGGUGUCCGUAUAAAGCGGUUUUGACUUAUUUGUUACCUUUUCAACAUUUUCUCUUUAGCCAGUCAAAGCCAUAGACACAGUUCAUAACGCUGGGACUUUAAUGCUCUUUCUUGGCGGAGGUGUAUAUUUCUGGUUUCAAACCCUCAUCAGUUAUCACGGUAUUGCAGUUAAGCUCAAUAGUAAAAGCAUGUUCCUCUUCCGGUUAGCUGUGUCCUGUAUUGUGACCAUCACUGGCGUGGUAUACCCGUUCCUCAAAGAUUUUGCCUACACAAAGUAUAGUGGUAGAGUGCAAUUAAAUUCAGUCACAGCGGCCCACUGGAGUCCAAAUGAAGGUGGGUGGGCAGUACAGGUGGCCAGUAAUGCUGGAGAAUGGAUUGAUUGCCUGUCUUUGGUGAUCUACGCUGCGUCGUUUUACAAAGAGUUUCAGACGUUUUCUUUUGACGUCUCGUAUGUUGAAAACGCUGAACUGGAGAAAGGAUGGAAUGGAAAGUACUCAAAAAUAAGACAAAGCAAAGAAGAAGAAGAAGAAGUUUCGGACGAAUAA